CACGGCGUGCUGCAGGAUGGAGGUGAACUUGGAGAACAUCCUGUCCCGGGACUGCAGCAGCCUCUCCCGGGACGACCUGGAGAGCUCCUCGAUGCGCCGCCGCCGCCCCUGCUGCGGCUGCCGGGGCCGCUCCAGAGUGAAGGCCGGUGCGGGCGGCGAGCAGAAGCAGAGGCCGCGGCGGGCCCAACCCUGCCGCUUCGGUGUGCGGGCGGCUGCGGCGGCGCGGGGGCGCGGCGGGCGACUCGGGGGGCGUUGGGCGCGGACGCGGGCCCCGCGGAUCUGCGGCGGCGGCGGCGGCGGCGGCUCGGACACGGUGGCAGCCCGGCUCGGGUUCCUUCCGCCCGUUCUGCCCGCCGCCGCCUGCAGGGGGCGCCGCCGCGGCCCGGGGAGGCCCCGGCCAGGCCGGCCCUGCGGCGGGGCGCCGGACGCCACAGGGGCGGGCGUGGGCCCUGCUGCCGCCGCCCUCCGCGGGCUGGGCGCGCCCGCACCCCGCGCGCCUGUCUCUGCUCGGCGGCGGCCUUCGGUUUUGUUUCUCUGGUGGAAGUGCAAUGCCGACUGUGUAGGGCAGCGAGGCCAUUCCCGUUUGUACACAGUGUUCAGAGGUUUGUCUUCUGGGACAGAUUUGGAAGCCUGCUAUGUCUCUAUCUGCGACAAAAGCACCCCAGAGGAACAGACAGGGGCCCAGGCAAUUAAAUCACAGUGGGUGAAGAAGCGGCCAGCGGUCUCGUGUGGCUGUGCCCGAGUCAGGAAAGAGGAGAUGAGAUCUGGAGGGAAGUUGCGUCCCGAGCAUCUAAUACUUUCUGGUGCUGAAAGUUUUCCUCCUGUUAUGGUCUGGAUAGGAGGCAUCCCCUGAAAGCUCACGUUAGACAACGCAGGAAUGUUCAAAGGUGAAAUUACGAGGUCAUGAGAACUGUGACCUUAUCAUGGAUCGAUUCUUCUGCUGGAUUAAUAAUCUGAAGGGACUACUGGAUGAAA
Messenger RNA from Sciurus carolinensis (gray squirrel), 975 nucleotides. RefSeq lists its product as uncharacterized. NCBI's taxonomy places the organism in Eukaryota, Metazoa, Chordata, Mammalia, Rodentia, Sciuridae. The transcript is spliced from 3 exons. The record is from RefSeq and is a predicted model, not a curated record. The coding region runs from base 17 to 853 and encodes 278 amino acids.